AUGGCGAAGGCAGAAAGAAUGGCAAUGAUGUCAAGAGGCAGAUCCUUAUCACCAGGUGCAGCUGGUGGUAGUGGGCUUUACAAAAGCCGGUCACCGUCUGCAUCCCGCGAAGACUUUAACAAAGAUCUUAAAUGGUCAAUUACAAAUCACGAUCCGCUGGAGAGGAUCCAAAAACCGAAUGACGCAAAUGAUGAAGAUAGAACUUGGGAGAACGAUGUGAGUGAAGAAGAACAUAUUAGUGAUGAUGAUACAAAUGAAAAGUUUCAAUACGCAGAUACUGGAAAUAUUCUACCAAACUAUGCAUGUCAAGACGAAAAGAUUAAUGAGGUGAGUUCCAUCUUGGAGCACUCCAAUCUAAACGACCAUUCAACAGUUAGACGAUUAGAAGAGUUGACUGCAAACGAGAGGGCGUUGGCUGCAGCCAAGAAUGCAGGAAGCAAAGUUGAUCAAGGGGUAUUGGAUAAGUUGGCUAGUGAUAAACACAAAUUGACUGGCUCCGAAGCGUUGAAUUUAAGGAAUUCUGACCAAGACGCAUCGAGCAGACGGCAAAAAUUGGAAAAUUACCAAGCAUAUAGAAGGAAGAUUAUUGAUCACGAAAAUGGUCUUAGCUCGCCACCAACCUCGGCCUCUCCCACGAGAGGUGGUAGUGGUAAUGGUGCUGGUGCUGGAGCGGGAGCGGGAGGCGGCGAAGAAGAUGGAGAUUUCAUGGUUCCCUACACCUCAGCAGUUGAAGAUAAAUUGGAUAGUGAAUUUGCUUCACAAUUGAAUGAGACUAUUAGAGAAGGUGAAGUGGAUUCAAAUAAAGCACAUUCGCGAGUUAUUCAAACAAUCACAAGAGGUAAUUUUUUCCAAUUGGUGAACCCCAAGAUCAAACCCAAGAUGUUUCUUGUAUGCAUGGACUUUUCGCCAGAGUCUAUAUUUGCAUUGGAGUGGUCAUUGGGUACUGUGUUGGUUGAUGGUUCGGUGUUGUUCAUUACCUGUGUCAUUGAAGAUAGCGACACCAAUCACCAUUUGAAAGGUAACACUCAAAACGAGAAUCAAAGAGAGAGGCAGAGGCUUGAAAUGUUGAACAAGGCAAAGCAACAGGUGCUCAAUUUGUUGAAGCUCACAAAAUUGCAGAUACAUAUUGUUAUCGAGAUUGUCCAUCACCCUAUACCAAGACACUUGAUUUUGGAGUUUAUUGAUAAUUUGCAACCUACAUUGGUCGUGGUGGGUUCAAAAGGACAGAGUGCAAUCAAAGGUGUGCUUCUUGGCUCUUUAUCCAACUACCUUGUCACCAAGUCCACAGUGCCGGUUAUGGUGGUGCGUGAAAAGUUGAAGAAGAUCAAUAGGUUCAAGAGCGGCUCAUCAAUGUUUUCAAACAAUAUAAAACCAUUGACAUUAUCAGAGGCCAGAAUAGAUUAA
This is a messenger RNA of Lodderomyces elongisporus, 1404 nucleotides long. RefSeq names its product Imp2'p. The transcript is spliced from 2 exons. NCBI's taxonomy places the organism in Eukaryota, Fungi, Ascomycota, Pichiomycetes, Serinales, Debaryomycetaceae. Bases 1 to 1404 code for a protein of 467 amino acids. The record is from RefSeq and is a predicted model, not a curated record.